This is a messenger RNA of Rhizophagus irregularis DAOM 181602=DAOM 197198, 2100 nucleotides long. RefSeq lists its product as uncharacterized. The record is from RefSeq and is a predicted model, not a curated record. Lineage: Eukaryota; Fungi; Glomeromycota; Glomeromycetes; Glomerales; Glomeraceae.
AUGACUUCUAACCAAAAUACAGAUACUCAAACUCUUAGAACAACACAAAAUAUUACAGACGAAACUGCUCCUAUGGAAAUAGAAGCUACUACAUCCACCCAUAUUCUAUCUAACUCUGAACAAGACGUUACAUCACGUGAUUUGCAAAAAGAAAAUGAUAUUCAUACACAAACACCAAUUACAUCAACCAUACAAGAAUCUACUUAUAUGGAAGAAGAUCAUAUUGAACUUAACACAAAUAAAGGAAAAUCAGCAGAAUAUCAAACAAACACACAAAAUGAAUUACCAGAUAAAAUACACUUUACUAUGCUCAACAACCUAUUUGAACAAACGCCACAAGACUUAAACAAAGCACACAAAGCAUUCGUCCCUAAAGACAGCUUUCAACCAAACAUCAGUAACAAUGAUAUCAUCAACAUCUUAAAAACCGCAUUUAUCAAUGAUAAUAAUGCAUUCAAAUUUGAAGUCAACGUCCUAUCAACAUAUAGAUAUUUCACCAUAUACUUUAGAACACGUGACUCCCUUGAACAAUAUAUCAAGAACAGUCCACCCUCGUUAAAAAAUAUAAAAAUCUACGAACUUAAUAAAACUACUAUCAACACAUUAAUUGAACAAAAAUUCAAAAAUCUAGAUAACGCUGUUAUCAAAAUCAUGGAUAUUCCAUACAACUACGACACCAAGAUGUUACUCAAACAUCUCGCCAAUAAAACCAGCAGCGCAAUUCUCGAACACACAGAAAUCAAAAAACCUCCUAGAAAAAUUCCUAAUCGCAAUAACCAAAAGAAACCAAUCUUUAUAAAACCUGCAUACAAACAACUAAUAGUACGAUUCCAAAAACAAACAGCAUAUGAUUACUUCAUGAAGGAAGAUUAUUGGAGCUUAGAAAUUGAAAAUUUCCUUGUAAGAAUCCUUCCAGGCAACUCUGAAGACCAAGAAUACAAAAAACGUACUAGUAAAUUUUUUAAAAUCACAGGACUACCAAUUAAUACAACGGUUAGAGACAUCGACCCAAUUAUAAAACACGUAUACGGGCGUACAUGCACAUUUACACAACCCUCAAAAUAUUCAACAAUGAAAAACGCAUAUGUUUAUGUACACCCGGAUAACUACCCAAAAGAUGUAAAUAGUAUAGUUAGCACACCAUUUAAUGGGUCGCUAGUAUAUAUACAUCCAUGUUCUUUAUCACCAAAAACAUGUAACAUUUGUGGAUCACAUACACAUACUAUACAAAACUGUGACGAAAAAAAUUUUAUUUUAGAUAAAAACAAUAGAAAAAUAUUUACAAAACGAAUUAUCAAACGAAAUGACGAAAAAAUCACUAUCAACGAAGACUAUAAAUCAAAAUUUAGUCACGUUAUCACUCUUAACGCUACCAAUGCACGCCACAACGAAUAUCAAAACCAUACUCGUCCACAACAACAAAUGUCCAGACAAAAUCAAAACAAAUACAUAUCUCCAUUUUCACAACAUAAGGAACAAAACACUCCUCAUGAUCAAUUUAGACAAAACGAGCGCUAUCCAACAUCAAAACGACAAAAUAAUGACUACACAUCCGACAUAUCAACACAAGAUAAAAUCCGUAACCUAGAAAACCAAGUAGCUACAUUAACAGAAAAAAUCAAUAAAAUGGAAAACAUUCUUAAUCAAAACAACCUGCAAAUGGACAACAUUCAGAAAAAUUAUACGACUAUCCCGGAAUCAAAUUUCAAUAUAGUCAAUUCUAAACAAGACAGAUACGAUGAAAUUUUACAAAGACUCACGGAUAACUUAGCUAAACUUAGCGACAAAAUAAUUGACAAUGAACGAUCAAUCAAAUCACCUAAACGUUCCUCUCCAUAUGAUAAAUCCUCAUACGAACAAACAAAAAGAAAAUACCAUCUAAGAUCUAACAAACAAUCACGUGCGUCAGCAGAAGAUAGCGAUGCUGUUCCAGCAACUGAUGAAGAUUUAGAUCUUCAAGAUACCACCACAUUAACUGACAACACGACAUAUGAAGGAAUAAUCGAACCAGACUCAGAUUACACUCCAAACACUUCCACAUUUAUGGCAUCAUCUUACAAUCCUUUAAACAUAAUCUCAGGAAUGACUACACGUAAAUAA